Messenger RNA from Hyaloscypha bicolor E, 363 nucleotides. RefSeq lists its product as uncharacterized. The record is from RefSeq and is a predicted model, not a curated record. NCBI's taxonomy places the organism in Eukaryota, Fungi, Ascomycota, Leotiomycetes, Helotiales, Hyaloscyphaceae. The annotation marks the transcript as partial. The transcript is spliced from 2 exons.
GUCUCUUUUCCCUCCUUACCUCACACCCCCCCAGGACGCCUCAAUAGGCAGUCCAGUACCGAAUUUGCCAUUGUGCAAUGACUCGCCCUCGAAACGACACAUCAAUUGGCUUUCAUUACUGAAGACAUGUCCACGGACUCAUCCCUUGAAGCUCUGCCAAUGGCAACAACGUCAUUUCCUCAAUUCUCCUCUCUGCCCCCCGAGAUCCGGCGAAUAAUUUGGGAAAGUGCUGCCUCUCCACGAAUUGUAUACCUCGAAUUUAUUAUGAAGGAGAAACACACAUGCUCGCGGGUUUGGUCGGAGACAACUGUUGAAGGCCCAGAAAGUAUGGGCUUCUUUGACCUGGAUCACCAGCCUGAAGAG